Messenger RNA from Porites lobata, 11683 nucleotides. NCBI's taxonomy places the organism in Eukaryota, Metazoa, Cnidaria, Anthozoa, Scleractinia, Poritidae. The record is from the annotation of a GenBank genome assembly.
AUGAAUGCUGGCACAGUAGGGGAUUGCGUAGCUAAAAUGAUUUUAUUUUUUGACGAUUCAUCAGAAGCCGUAACAUGUCUAUGUUCACGUGCCCUAUUAAGGUAAGCUGAACUGUUUACAUGUGCAAAGCACAGUGUAGUAUCUGUUUCAUUUAAACUCUUGGUAAAACUAUUGGUCCGCACACCCCCACAUAGUACUUUGCCCAGCAGCUGUACUUCCACUAAUCGAACGUGGCAGAAUGGAAGAAAAAUAUAUGCAUUGUCGGAUCAGAUUUUGGUUGGACUGUAUACAUUAAACUUUCGAAGCUACAGGGGUGGGGGCGGGGAGAGACAACGUCUGGGACAGAGAAACGAUGUUCUCACAACUUGCAAGGCGGUCACCUUGCGUGGUGGUCAGCGAAUAAUUGCAAUACUUUUUCUAAAGUAAAUAAUUCAGGGGGGGUGGGGGUGGUGGUGAACUUGGUAGUAUGUUUGUCCUGAUGAUCUUGGCCAUCGCGACGUGACGAAGAGAGAAGUGCACAACUUCAAAGAGUUUUCGAAAAUGGUGACGUUGCCAUUUCCAAAUGCGACUUUUAAAGUUGGCUUUCUUGAAUGUUGAUGCUUCAAAAUGGUUUUUGUCAGAGUAGGAUAGUGCAGUUCCAACAUCUCUUUCCGAAAAGGUGAGUAAAAUGUGUAUUAAUCUGAAAAAUAAUGCACAUGAGAGCUGUAAACAGUUUCGGUCAAUUUCCUCAAGUGGAAUAAUGUGCCGCAAAAGUGUUUUUGUUCCUUCUCAAAGCCCUUGAUCUUUGGUUUUGAUGUAAUGCACAUGAUCAAUAAACAAAUCCGCUGGUAAGACCCUUGAUGAUCGCUUUGCAAGUUGUGAGAACAUCGUUAGGAUUUCAUUUAAGAGAAUGUAUGGGAAGUAGUUCCCCCUCUCCUGUUUAAAGUCCCCUGAGAAAAUCUCAUCCAUCUGAGGUGGGGUAGGGCAUAUUAAUUAAAUGUAAUAAUGGGGAGCAACUACAGAAUACAGGGCCAUAUCUUAGGUCUCAAACAGAAGUGGCUUGGUGGCUCGCUAGUCAAGACCAGUGUUUAUACACUGUAGAAUGACAAAGAUAUGACAUAUACCGUAUUUAUUCGGCUAUGAGCCGAUCUUGGUUAUUAGCCAAGACCCUAAACUUUGAACGCAUAGAAUCAGCAUAACCAAGGACAAAAAAUAAAUUGAAAACACCUGGCUAUAGGCCGAGACCCAUUUGUUACAAGACUUUUAACUACAGUAAAACCUAACAUUUUCGAAAGAAAUGUGACCUUCUCCAGGAAAAUGUACACUAACACAUUUCCAUGAAACAGGCAAAAACUAAUGGCUGAUAAUUGGCUUUUGAAUCGUUUAAAGGGUUGAUUAAUGCUUUUAACGGAUUGGCAAAAAUUUCUUAUGGCUUUGGAAAGUGUUUGAACAGCAGACCAAACGCAUCGAUUUCAGAUGCUUAAAAGACAAUUUAUCACGCGUGACUCACAAAUCCAUACGGAGCAUUCUUCAACACAUGAUUAAUAAGGAAAAUUCAAUUCAAUUUCCCAAAAUUAUUCCCAAAAGGCGCAUAAUGUUGACUUUGUGUCCUAACUGUAACACAACGUGCUAAAAUUGUUGCCUUUUAAAUAGCUGCAGAAGUGCUCAAAGGUCACCAGAACAUCUUCGGACAUUUUCAGCAUUGUUCAGAAUUCUUCUAAAACUCAUCAGAAAUCUUUGGAAGUCACUGGGAUGUUCACAGAAAUCCCAGUAAUGAUAAGAUGAAAAUCUCACACAUUUGCCUCAGAAAAAGUUGGCAGGUAUAUGAAUGCUGGCUACAUUUAUGCUAAGCAUGCAUAAUAGCAACAUGGAGAUUAGGAUUGUUGGCUGCUCUUGUUGUUCGCCGCUACGUAACUUAGUUACCCUAUUUCCAUUAGUUCCCUUUCUGCCAUAAGAAGAGGAAAUGCUGUAGAUCUUUAAAACUAUCUCUUUUUUGCAUUUGCCUUUUCUGUUCUUAUUACUUUUAACAAAACAAAGUAAAGACCAGAAAAAUAUAAAAUUUAUACAUAAUACUGUGUUAUGGAGCAGAACACCAUGUAGACUGUGUCAACAGAAUUAAUUCUUGUAUAUAAAAAAGGAACAGAUGGGUUAGAUACCCUUGGUGAUUGUUUAAAGAAUGGUCAUUAACGUCAAAUUACUGUGUUUAUCUGCCACCAGUGAUAUUGAUCUGUUGAAAUAUGAAAACCACCCACAUGUUGGAGAAAAGAACAAGGCAGAAAAGAACACCAUGCAAUUUAAGGUAUGAAAUGAGGUCAGAUAAAUAUCUUUAGUUUUAGGACGUUUCCCCUUUCAAAUGAGAAUUGCUGGAUUUUUUUCUUCAACCUUCAGUGUAUUGAAAAAACAGAAAAGCUUUUCCUAUCUGGCUCUGAUUUGCAUUCCACUUAAGAGAACGAUACCAAAGAAACUGAGUCUGUAUUUGAUACAGAGGAAGUUAAUACUGUACAUUUUGAUGCCGUUGUUUUUGUUUACAUAAUCAAAUUCAACUUUGUUUCCUCCAGUUAACAAGGGGCUCAUACUCAUUGUUUUUGCUUGGAAUUGUAUCUGCACAAUAUCAAGCAGUACUUCAUGUUGACGAUUUCUGUGGCUGUGCAUUUUAUGAGAUUAUUAGUUAGUUCUUUAUACUAUUGUUAAGUUGCAAAAGGAAAGACCCUUAUUACGUUUGGAAUUAGUGGCUCUUAAGGGUUGGCUUCUUUUGGGUGUUUUUUUGAUUAGCUACAGAUACAGUUUACUAGCUUGCUUGACUGUGAACUGAAAUUUACAAAGUGUAAAAGUAUUAUGAAUUUUCCUCAUAAAAAUCUUAUUUAAAUCACACAUCAUGGCUUUCUAUAUUUUUACUAUCAGGGGGAUUCACACCUGCAUGUGUUACAUAAUAAAAAGCUUAAGAAUACUAUUAUCUUUUUUCUGGACUAAGUGUAUUAUAACUGCCAUUGCACUUAGUGAGUAGUUCAAAUAUCCACUGGGUUAACAGACAAGAAUCUUAAACGAGAAAGGAAAUACAACAGGGUCCGAAACUGCACCUUCCUGGCGACCAGAAUUUCGUAGCUGGUCACCAGCUAGCGACUUGUAAAGCUGGUUGAUUAACGUUCGGAAAAACUGAUUUAAGAAUCGAAACGUCGAAGCUAUUUGCCAACAGGAGUCUUGCUUUUUGUCCUGCUGAUAUUUUUUAAUUAAUAGUGAAACAAAUCUUCCUGUAAUAAUACCUCCACAACAGCUACAAUCAAUACGAGUUGAACGUUUCCAAGCCGCCAUGUUGUUUUCAGCUGUAAUACAGUAAGUACGUUAUUAACUUUGUGGAUGUGGCACAGUUGUGGCCUGGUACAGCCAACAUGGCGGCUUGACUCGUGUUUAUGUUUCGUGUUUCGUGGUAGUUAUGGGAAGAAAAUAGAGUUUUGAUAAUUAUGAUCAGUGCAGUCAUGAGCAGACAGCUUUCUGUUCCUACGUUCUAGGUCAGAUAUGUUUACAUCUCUGAAAAGCGAUUUGUGGAAAAAAUAAGACUUCACUCGUACACUUACGGUUGGUUUCUGGUAUCGGGAGCGGAAGUAGUGCAAUUUUUUUAGCAUAAAAACGUCCAUACCAUACAUUUUUUGUUCUUGUUUAAACUUUUAUUUGAAAAAAGGGAGGGGGAAUUUUUGGCGACCACAAUUUGCCCUCUGGCGACCAAAAAUUUAUACUUAAUCGCCAGUUGGCACCCAUAUUAAAAAGUUAAUUUCGGACCCUGUACAACAAUAGUGCCAGCCCACAAGCACAUUGUUCAGUUCACGAGGGUUUUUCAGGCUAUUUCCACACCAUUCCAGUUCAGUUUUUUUGGCAGAAAUUAAUUCACAGUAUGGUGUCAAGCCUACUGCACAAAACACCAUGAAAUGACCCAAGGUUUUUCACAUUACUGCAUCACAGAAUUGGUUCAGAGGGAAAGCCAAAUACUAUGUCUGGCAGUAGUACUAUUAUGAUACUUUAAGCGUGCUGAAAAAAGCAGGAAAGGUCGGGUUAUUUACCUUCAGAACAGUCUGUUUGCUUGUUCACUUUACACCUUGUAAAGUUUCUAAAUCAUAAAUGGUACAAAUCGUACUGUUCAUAGAACUGUAAGUGUUCCUUCCCAGUGCAGUCCAUCUGAUAGGGUGCAAUAAAAAAUCAGAAAUUGAGAGAUAUUUUCAGGGUAGAUUGAGCACUAUUGUGCAAUAAAUUAUGCAAUUUUUUAAGGGUUAAUUAACAUUGUCUUACCAGGUUUCAAAGGAGAAAAAUCACUUUGAUGUUGUUUAACAGGCAAUUUGAAUGUAAAAGAAUAAUAAAACAUUUUUUUAAAACAAAAUAGUUAAAUUUGUCCAAUUGUCUUGACCUGGAAAAGAAAAAAAUGAAAAGAAAGAAGAAGGACACUUUUUUAAUAUUAUAUGACGCCGUUACACCGCUGACUACACUGCUUGUCUCUGAAAUCAAAAUGGCUGCCCAGAUACUGUGAUUGAAGGUUUCAGAUGUCUUGCAAGGCUUUCUUUAGUGGUAAAUCACCUUAAAUAACAAUUAAGGUUGGGAAAAUGUUUGAUUAAAGUUAAAAUUUAUUGUUCACUUUACUUGAAUUUAGCAUUUUUUUACGAAUUAUGCGAUUUUUCUCAAAUUGUGCAAUCUGAUGCGAUGUGAGGUCAAGUGUGCAAAAUUGCACCAUCGAGUAAUAUCAGAUGGCCUGCCAGUGGGGCUUAAGCGACAAAAACAUUUGCUAUUCCAAAGUACAACAAUUACAACAAUUACAAUUAUUAUCACAAAGCAUACAUGCACAAACUUACUACACACCUAAGCACACGUGCAAUUCCACAAUUACCACACAAGGUAAUGCCUACUGUUAUUUUACAAGUGUUAUUCAAAAAAGACGAAACUAAUCAUUUUUUUUCAAAAAAAGAAAAACUACCUAGAUUACAAAGUCCAUUUGUCCAUUAAUUUUUGUAAAUUCUUAUUCUUAGUGCAAAUAUAUUUUUCUAUUUCAUAUUUACCAUUUAUUCUAACUAUAAAACUGUUUAUGGUUGGGAGUAGUUCAUUCCUCCUGCAACUCCAUAAAUAUAUUUUCCCUAUAAGUAUAAGAUAAUUAAGCAAGGGGCAUUCAGAAGAUAAAAAGCCGAUCCAAAUUUCCUUUAAUGUUAGGUGAACUAGUUGUUUUCGCAACCCAAAAUAAUAAAUUAUGAUUCAAUACAUUUCCAGAAUGAAUUCGAAUAAGCUAAGGGCAGUCCCAAAAGAAAUGUCUAAUAGUUUCUGAUUCCCUUUUGCAAAAAGAGCACAAGUUGUCUGUUCUGUACCCAAUCUUGAACAACUUUGAGUUGGUAAAAAGUAUAGAAUUAAGUAUUUUAAAUUGAAAUGCUUUGACAUAAGGUUUAAACGCGAUAGAAUGGGGCAAGAGAAAUGCCUUUCUGAGAUCGUCAUUAGAUAGAUUAAAAUCCAACUUCAGUUUUUGUGCAUAAUUUGGGAGACAAGCCUUCUUUUUGAUCAAAAAAGGAUAAUAGUCUUUUGAUUUCUUUUGGCUAUGUCGAAAACGCCGCCAUUGAUUUUAAGGGAAGGUAUUGCAUUAAAGGUACUCGAAUCCGAGCGAUUAAGAACUCUUAAGUUGGUUGGUAUUGAAUGUCUCAUACUAGUCCAUUCAAGAAAGUUUGUCUUUUUAACAUUUUUUGCAAUCUGCUCGUAGGAUUCCGUAUUGCUGAGAUCAAAAUGUAGGUCUCCUAUUUCCCAGAUACCAAUGUCGUAAUAUUUCUUGUAGAAAAAGGGCUUGUAGUCUAUUCUUAAGUCUCGAUUAUUCCAAAUUACAUAAUAACAAUCGUAUUAAGAGCAUUAUCUUCUCGGAGUUCCGACCACCAUUUAAGUAGUUCUAAAUAAAAGGUAGAGGUAAUUUGAAGAUCCUUAACAUUAUAAUUGCAUUUAAAAAGCAUUAGACCUCCAGAAUCUUUCAAGAUGUAUUCAAGGUAGUUUUUCCACGCGCCUGAGUUGUCACUAAAUAUUCGUUUAAGCCAGGAAAGACGGAGAGAUUUUAUCAAACUUUCAAUAUCCACCAUUUUGAUGCCUCCUUCAUAAUUAUUUAUUGUUGAUGCUCUUGUUACUUUAUCUUUACCUUUCCAUAAAAACUUAUGUAACAUAUAUGAUUUAAAUCCUUGACAAUGUGUUCCGGAGUAGGUAACAAAGAGAAGGUGUAAACGAUCUUAGGUAUAAGAAGUGAUUUGAUUAGAGUAACCUUUCCGUAGACAGAAAGCCCCCUUGAGGACCAGAUGUUGAUUAGUUUUUUAAUGUCGACGAUUUUCUCUGAGAAAUUCUUUGAGUGAGACAACUUAUUAAGCAACAAAAACAUGCUGAAACUAGGUUUUUAUGUGUAGACGAAAGCCUUAUCUGCCUUGGUUUUUAAUAUGUAGUUAAAGCUGUCUGGUAUGGUGUAAACAAAGGCUCAAUAGUGUGACCAAAAGUGAGAGGGGCUUAAUUCAUAUUAAGUUUUUGCUUUAUCUUAUUUGCUGGGCAAAUUAGAACCUUUAAAUCUUACAUUCCAUUCAUAAUGUUUUAAGGUUGAAGAGAAGGAAAGGCUACAUGUCAGUCUAACACCUAGUCAAGCAAGAGCACUUUCAAAGGCGCCGUAUGUACAUGAAAUGGAAGACCCUGACGUGACAACUUCACAGGAGUUACAUCUGAUGCAGAGAAUGGGCUUACCAACUUGCUUCUUGAAUUCCCCUCGUGACUUGGAUUCUGAUGAUGAGGUGUGUACUGCUGAAACCCAUUUAAUCUUUCACUUUUACAGUUUUAUAGCCCUAAGACACUUGAAUCUGAAGAGUGAUUGUGUGACCAUUCAAAUGAAACCUCUUCCACAGGACAUUUGCAUGUGCUUUCUUCUCACUGCAAGAAGUGAAAGGAGUACUAACUUUGUGGCGUUUAUAUGUUUUGGUUCAAUUUUAUCUUUGGUUUAAAUUUUAUUUCCCUUUGUUUUGGGGUAUGGCGAUUUAGUAAAAUCCAACUAGUGGUCUAUUAUCAAUGCUGUGCUCUGAUUGGUUGAGCUACUACUAGGCUAUAUGUUAUAGCCCACUAGUAGCAAAGAGCACCGGAUUUUGGGGGGCAAAAAAGGAUUAAAGUCUUUCUUUACGUAGCUUAAUUUUUUUUAUUCUCGAUAUUUUUGACUAACUAGUUGGAUUUUACUAAACGCUCACUGCUCACCCUCAUGGCCUCUGAGGCAAUAGCCCAUUCGGCCUUUGGCCUCAUGGGCUAUUGCCUCAGAGCCCAUUCGGGCUCAAGGAAUAAUUGUUAAAUAUGAUAAUGAGUUUAAAACAAUGGGAAAUAAAACUUAAACCGAGGAUAAAAUUGAACCACAACAUAUGCAUAAAAUGGCGCAUACAGAAGAAAUCAACCAGUAGUAUCACUACUUUCAUGUCUCAACAUUGUGUCAGUAGUCCAGGUAGCCUCCCACGCAGGCGUUUUUAGGGGAGCUCGUAUUUCUUCCCUCCCUGGGGAGGGAAGAAAUACGAGCUCCCCUAAAAACGCCUGCGUGGGAGGCUAUAGUCCAGGGUGCUAAGAAAAUCAUUUUUACAGCUUGCCAUUCGGGCAAGCUGAAACUAACAUUUACUAGCUCAAGCAUCAUUUCAACUAGCCCCACAAACGUUUUGACGAGCAGAUUGAUUUCUCAGUUCUUCUGUAAUUUGAAUUCCUCAAAAAGCUUCACUUGCCCGUCGGGCAACUUAAUAACAGAAUUCACUAGCCCGAUAGCAAAAUCCACUAGUCCCGGGCUAUCGGACACUCCUUUCUUUGCACGCUGAGUAGUCCCAAAUCCCUCUUAUUUAUUCUAAUUGUUAUUGUGCUCCUUCAGUUCUCCUCACAAGAACCAAGCAAGGAGGUACUAAGAGAAAAGAAGAAGUUAAAGAAAAAGAAGAAGAAAGGGAAAGUAAAGUCAAAAUACGCGCAACCAACUAAUGCUAGGGACGCAACGCCUGAUACACUUGAGAAUCAACAUGAAAAACAAAACCUGCUUUGUGACAGUGAUGGGAUUACAACUGUUACAGCAUCACAUUUGGCCAAUGCCUUAUCAAGAGGAGGUGACGAUAAAACCACCAGCUUUGAUGAAACCGAAGAUUGCAGAGACGAAAAAAUCUCCUUGGCAUCUGGCAGCACAAACAACGAAGGUAGCCACAACGAAACCUCUCAUGAACAGUCUUCACAUAAAACCCUCACCUCCGACUCACAAGCAUGUACUUUAAAGAACGAGGGCGCCUAUACUUCGAGCGUUUCACAUGAAAAGGUCAGCGAACACCAAGUGGCGGGGUAUGCCAUUUCACACAGAGUACAUGAACAUGGGGUAUAUAACACUUGGGAUUCCAAAGAGGGCAGUGAAUCUAGUCAGGUAGAGGAACACUUCAAAUUGCAAUCAGAAAGUGGGGAAAAAGUCGGAGUGAUCUGUGUGGAAAGCACACAAGAAAACAGUGCUGGUGUUCCUAGUUUAUAUUCAAGCUGUAUCAGUGAGACGGAGCGUGUAGAAUGUAGGAGUUUCAAUGAGAAUUGCACAUCCGUCAUUGAACAAGGUCAACAAGGAAAUGGGCAAUGCGGCCAAACAAAAACAAUCCCUGACAACACUCCACUACCAGGUGGUUUGUGCUCAGAGACUGCUAAAGACGAAGGUGUCCAAGGCUGGCAAGACUACUGGAAAAUAUACGGCUUCUCGUUGGUUUGGGAGAACUGGAUAAACCUCUACCCAGAGCUGUCAAGCGUUUACAAACAGGUGGGAACAGAGACAGUCUGUAACGACGACGGGAAUGAGAGUAUUCUGAAGGCUUCAGCCAUUGAAAAUGACGAUAGCCAAUCAGAAGAAAUCACCAGUGCAAGAUCGAACUUAAGCAGCCUUUCAGAGGAGUCAGAUUUCUCCUUUAAAAACGAUAAAUCUACUGUCGUCAAUGUUGGUGACCUUGAGGCCAAAGGAGUAAACGGUACGGAAGCAAAAGAGAGUAUACCACCAUCUGAAGAAUGCAUGUUGGAAAAACUUCAUGACACAAGUCAUGGUAACCAGACCAGACAAGGACUGCCAGCUAUAGUUUCGUUUAAUAAUUGCCUUUCAGUGGACCAGCUAAAAUCUGAAUCUUCACAGUCCAGGGACGCCCAAGAAGAGAAUCUCCAGGAUAUAUGUGUGUGCGUUUCUCAAGAACAUGCUGCAGUGAAACACGAAUCAUCGUCAGGUUCUCUGUCUGAUCUGACAGUAGAUCAAGUGAGAGCUCUGUGGGAACAAACGUACUGGGAAGUGUACUGGUAUUACUAUGAGGAGUAUAAGUACUGGCGCAGCCAGGGCUAUAGCUUUGAUGGGCAUUCUGAUACUACAGAUGAAGCGCAAGGUUUAAACACGGCCUGUCUUGCACAAAAAGGUUUUGUUUCUUGUGGAUCAGGAGAAAAGCAGUCAAAAAAGAAGAAGACAAGAACGAGCAACAAAACUAAAACGUUUACAUUAAAAUUAAGUGGCAUGCAGCAAGCACAUCAAACUGCCAACGAAAAGGGUAUUGCCGGCGAGGGAGAUGAACCCCCUCCAGAGGAGAGAUACCACAGUUUAAAACGAGCCCAUGAGUUAGAUGUAGAGGAACAGAACACUCUCUCCCUUGAAAAGGCGUACGAGUUAAUGGGAUUUAAAGUAUCACGCGGAUUAUCACAUAACGACCUGCCCAGAGUCUGUGCAGGGAAAGCCUCGUUCCAGUCAAACCUGGAGUCCAAAAACAAGUUUCUCAAUAUGCACCAGACACUCGAAGUUCCCAGAUCCAAGGGAGUGCAUCUUAGAUUUGAAGAUAGCGACGAAGAACAGCCAAAUGAAAGAUGCUCUUCGUUUGAUGGAGAAAAUUUGGUAAGCAUUUCUGAUCAGGACGGUGCCUUCGUCGAGGAGAAAAAAGAGACCUCCAUGCUUGAUAACGUGAAAACGUUUGUAAGAGAGAUAGGAAACAACUCGCAUUCUGAAAGUUCGAGAGAUAAAAAAUCAAAAUGUGAUCAGACAUUCUCGGUAGCUGAAGGAAAUGAGGUACCGAAGCAUCUUAAGACGGCGUUCCAGGCACAAGAUGAUCUUUUAUCGUUACAAUCUCAACAGGAAACUGACAAUAUACCAGAAGUGAUUACAAAUUUAGAGCAAGACCCUGACAUUGCUAAAUACUGGGCGCAGAGGUACCGCUUGUUCUCGCGAUUUGAUGAAGGUAUCAAGAUGGACAAAGAAGGUUGGUUCUCUGUGACCCCUGAGCGUAUAGCAGAGCACAUUGCAGAACGAUGCCGUUGUGACCUGCUAAUUGACGCUUUCUGUGGUGUUGGUGGGAAUGCGAUUCAGUUUGCCUUCACUUGCGAGCGUGUCAUUGCAAUUGACAUCGAUCCCUUAAAAAUUGCUCUUGCGCGACACAACGCAACUGUCUACGGAGUUGCAGACAGAAUUGAGUUCAUUGUUGGUGACUACAUGAAGUUGAUACCGCAUCUGAAGGCCGAUGUUGUAUUUCUGAGUCCACCGUGGGGCGGACCAAAUUACGCAAACGCAGAAGUCUUUGAUGUCAAAACUAUGAUAACGUUAGAUGGCGUUCGCGUUUUUGGAGAGACCAAGACUAUCACCAACAAUAUUGCUUAUUUCAUGCCUCGCAAUGUAGAUGUUGAGCAAUUGUCAUCUCUCGCUGGUCCGGGUGGUAAAAUGGAGAUUGAACAGAAUUUCGUCAAUAAGAAGCUCAAGACGAUUACAGCAUAUUAUGGAGAACUGGUUGAAAAUACCUGGUGAGAAUCCCGGAGGACUAAAUUGGACUAUUCAAAUUCCAUUAGCCCUUCAUUAAUCACUUGGUUUUAGUGCAGUUGCUGUUUGCGCUCUCUUGACAAAAGACUUUAAGAUCCAACGACGUGACGGUACCGACAGCAUCUAAAAAACUAUGGGUUUAAUAAGCAAAACAGCAACGUCGCACGUGCAUCAUACUUUUUUUUGCACGACUACGACGUGAAACUGCCUAAUUUCGCGUUUUAUGGUUUCUUAACUUGGAUGUGGUCCCUUGGAAUUCAACUCCAGGAGGGUUCGCCUACAUUUGACAAAGUAAGUGGGUAGGAAUAACGGCGAUAAAGACUGAAAGAAAGCUAAUCUAUUUUUUAAGCGACGUUCUCGUGGCCGUCACGUCUUUGAAUCUUAGUCUAUGUUGACACUGUACCGGAUAACGUAAAAUUCCGAAAAUAAGCCCCGGGGCUUGUAUUUUUCAAAGGCCCUUUUAGAGGGGCUUAUUUUUGGAGAUGCUUAUCUACGGAGGGAUAUUUGCGUUUCAAAAUCGAUUGGGCUAGCCUUAUAUUUGGAAGUAAAUGUACCGUUUUAGCUUUGUUUUACUUUGUAUUUGAGGGCAAUUUUCCAAGUACAAGCCCCCGGGGGGCUUAUAUUUGGAGGGGCGAUUUAACGGAAGUUUUUUUGCGUUACCGGUUUGGGAGGCUUAUAUUUGGAGGGGCUUAUACAUGGAGGGGCUUACUUUCGGAAUUUUACGGUAGCUUUUCGUAGCGCCACGAAAAGCUAUCGGGUAUUGUAUGAACAGCAACGGCCCGGGGAGGGGCGGCACAAGUCGUUCACACACAUCGAAACAUCGCGAAACCGCGGUUAGCCGAGAGGGUUUGGUGCACUUAAUUCCAGCCUCACUUCCGUCUCACUGGGUUCCAGUUCUCGCUUCUACUUAUUAGGGAG